GUCCAACUCUAAUAACCCCCCAAAACUAUGUUGUUACAAUGAUACUUCAUUAACUCGUUAAUCGGUGGGAAAAUAUUUUACAUUUUAGGGUCAAACGUUAUUGAUUUGUCACUCAUCUUCCCUCGGAAAAUUUUGCUUAUUUUUGACACAAAUCAAAGGGUGUUUUUCCAAGUUCCAACCUCCCUACCAUUUCUCGGUUUUUCCCCAAAUUGAAGAAUUGAAGAUCAAAUUGAUUUAGGGCAUAUUCAAAGUUUCCCAGAAAUCGAACUAACUCACUCUCCCUGAUAAACUAAUUAUCAGAUCUGGAGAAUUUAUCUGGAAAAGGCAGAGUGAAAGAUGGAUGCAAAAGACAUUCUCGGAAUACCCAAAAACACUUUGCCAUUAUCACAAGAGAAGAAGUCUAAACCUCCCAAAGAACCUCACCGGAAGCCCGAUGGCAUUUCUCGCGAGGUUUACAUGCUUACUGGAGGAGUUCCACCUCUUAUGCCAGCAAUUGAUGUCGCUCAGCUCAAGAAACGUCGACCAACUGAUGAGAAGGUUACUUGGCAAUGGCUUUCGUUCACAAAUUCAGCUCGGAAAGAUAAUUUGGAGCUCUACCACUGGGUCAGAGUUGUAAAUGGUGUGCCUCCAACGGGUGAUUAUCCUUUUGCCAAAUAUAACAAGUCAGUUGAUGUUAUCAAAUACACAGACGAGGAGUACGAGAACUACUUGACAGAUCCUAAAUGGACUAAGGAAGAGACAGACACCUUAUUUGAGCUGUGUGAGAGGUUCGAUCUCCGUUUUGUCUUAAUAGCUGAUAGGUUUCCAUCGCCUCGGACUGUGGAGGAGUUGAAGGAUCGAUAUUAUAGUGUGACUAGAGCUUUACUGAUAGCUAGAGCUCCAUCUCCUGCUGAUGUUUCUGGGCAUCCAUUGAUUAAGGAACCGUACAAUGCAAAACAGGAGACAGAGCGCAAGCGUGCUUUGUCAAUGGUUCUUUCUCAAACAAAACAUCAAGAGCGCAAGGACGCUGAGAUUCUUGCUGAAGCUAAAAGAAUUCAAGAGGCACGUUUGUUGGCUAAGGAAGCAGAGGAGUCAGAGUUACUGGCAACCUCGGAUGUUGGUGCAGAUGCUGAUCGCACUGCUCAUCCUGGUUCUGUAUCACCUAUCUCUGCAGCUCCUGCUGCAGCAGAUAAUGCUGCUACCCUGGCCUCUCUUCGUUCGAUGCGUGUAUACUUGAGGACAUAUGCUCUUGACCAAAUGGUACAGGCUGUUAGCUCUUCUGCUGGCCUUCGAACAAUCAAGCGGGUUGAGCAGACUUUGCAAGAUCUUGGGGUUAAUUUGAAGCCAAAGGUCCCAACAAAAUCUGUAUGUGCCGAGCAUCUUGAAUUGAGAAAGGAGAUUUUAACUUUACUGAAUCUUCAAAAGCAGUUUCAGUACAAGGAGGCAGAGGGUUCUUCUUAUCGUGAGGGAUCAUACACUGACACUCCAGAAACACCUAAGCGUUCCCAACGUGCUGGGGAUCAGGACCGCCCUUUUGUUCCCGAGCCUCUAAGUUUUGGAGGGGAUAGAGUCGGUAAAAGGGAUCAGAAAAGAAAGGGGCCUGGAAGAUCAUCAGAUGCUCCAUCAUCACCAGCGACCAAAAGGGCUCGGAAAUUGAAAGCAGAUGGAUGAUUGCAGCACCAUGCCCUAGAAUUAGGAGCUUUAACUUUCUGAUGGAUGUAGUAGUAUGUCACUCUUUUUUAGUGCCACAAACUCAUUUGUAUCCAUUUUUAGGCUAAAAAUAUUUUGUAUCUUACAUUGAAUAAAUUCAAUCCUUUUGAUACUUAUGUAUAUUAUGCUAUCCACAAUGUGCCAUGCAAUGCUUUUUCCCAACUUAA
Chenopodium quinoa (quinoa) is the source of this 1856-nucleotide messenger RNA. RefSeq names its product SWR1-complex protein 4-like. Lineage: Eukaryota; Viridiplantae; Streptophyta; Magnoliopsida; Caryophyllales; Amaranthaceae. Gene Ontology annotation, molecular function: transcription corepressor activity. Gene Ontology annotation, biological process: chromatin remodeling; negative regulation of transcription by RNA polymerase II; DNA repair. The transcript has 16 exons. Bases 337 to 1650 code for a protein of 437 amino acids. Gene Ontology annotation, cellular component: NuA4 histone acetyltransferase complex; nucleus; Swr1 complex. The record is from RefSeq and is a predicted model, not a curated record.